Molecule: messenger RNA, 303 nt
Organism: Ambispora leptoticha
Lineage: Eukaryota; Fungi; Glomeromycota; Glomeromycetes; Archaeosporales; Ambisporaceae
Source: the annotation of a GenBank genome assembly
AUGGCGAUGAAACAGGCUGACUGGUAUGGGAAAUUAGAUAAUAAAGUUGAAUUGCCUAUACAAAUUGGUGGUAAAUCAAUAGGAACUGACAGUAGAGGAUAUAGAAGUGGUGGAGUGUUUUACAAGGCUACCCCCGAGGAGUUAAAAGCGAGGAAGGAGGGAGUUAAGGUAGAAAAUGAUACCACUUUGUUAGCCGAAUUCGCACAAGGCAUGCAACAAGAAUUAGCCAAAGAGAUAAUAAGUGCAAGAGGAAAUGAGAAUACAGAAAAUAACAAUCAAGAUAAAUCAACAAUUGCUCCGUGA